Drosophila eugracilis is the source of this 2588-nucleotide messenger RNA. RefSeq names its product egl nine homolog 1 (gene Hph). Gene Ontology annotation, cellular component: nucleus; cytoplasm. The record is from RefSeq and is a predicted model, not a curated record. NCBI's taxonomy places the organism in Eukaryota, Metazoa, Arthropoda, Insecta, Diptera, Drosophilidae. Bases 485 to 1972 code for a protein of 495 amino acids. Gene Ontology annotation, biological process: peptidyl-proline hydroxylation to 4-hydroxy-L-proline; cellular response to hypoxia. The transcript has 5 exons. Gene Ontology annotation, molecular function: L-ascorbic acid binding; peptidyl-proline 4-dioxygenase activity; ferrous iron binding.
AAUCGGUCUACGACAAAUAUCGGUUGACGCCCAUCGCUAGUAAAUAAGAAUUUCACUUUUUCCUUAAUAUUUUGCGGAUUUAUUGUAGUAAAAAUAUAUUCAGGAUGUAUGCUGGCGUUUAAAAAGAGGGCACAGUGAAAAACGCCACUGGAAAACACGCUGAAAACAAAGAUAUUCGCCAAUAAAACGAGCAUCAACGCACAUAUAGCUGCCCGUGCGUGUGUGUGUGUGCGUUGUAUGUGCGUUUUUUGUUUAUUUGUCAGUUUUGGCCUACGUGAUUAAAAUAAGCGCAAGCGAACUAACAGUGAAAUGUUGGCUAAAACGAGCCAAGUGCCGUAAUUCGCAUUGAUAAUUGAUAGCCAUAAUCGCGAGUGCGAUAGUGUGUGUGUGAGGGGGCGAAGGUGGGGCAAAACAAAAAAAGCAGAGAGAGCAGUCAAGGUUAAAAUCGGUCGUCGCCUUCGGCAUUUCUCUCCCGUAAAAUGCAAUGAGCAGGGGUCGCGGAAAGGUCAGGAACUCAGCUACCGAUUCCGAUUCCUAUUCCCGAUCCAAAUCGGCCAUGGACCCCCCUCGCUGCUCCAUUUGCGGCACUCAACAGCAGCUGCUGCGCUGCGCCAAGUGCAAGGCCGUCUACUACUGCUCCCCCGCCCAUCAGCACAUACAUUGGCCCGACCACCGUACCGAGUGCCGCCUCCUAACCCGACAGAAGCUAAACAGCAGUAACAGUAACAACAAUAAACAGCAACAACAGCAGCGGCAGCAGAUUCAGCAACUACAACAAGCGGUUGCAUCUACCAAUCUGGAGGGCAGUGGCGCCGGCGCCAACUGCUCCACCGCCCAGAUGAUGACCCCAGCCCACCAGGCGCAGAAUUGGCCAGCCGAGGUGGACAACCUGCUGAAUCUCCUCGGGCAGCCGGGCAGUCAGGAAAAGGCGGCCACAGCGGAAACAGAAGUGGGUCAAAAGCAGCAGCAUCACCACAACCAUCCCCACCAUCAUCAUCAUCACCAUGGCGAGAAGAGCUCUAGCUAUCAGAUCGGACUGGCGGAUGCUAGCUUUAUGGGAUCAGGAAGUGAGCGGCGCUAUGAGGACUUGUGCCGAAACAUCAUCAGUGACAUGAAUCAGUACGGAUUGUCCGUGGUGGACGACUUCCUGGGCAUGGAUACGGGCCUGAAGAUCCUCAACGAGGUUCGAAGCAUGUACAAUGCCGGGGCAUUUCAGGAUGGUCAAGUGGUGACUAACCAGAUGCCUGAUGCUCCAGCGGUACGCGGGGACAAAAUCCGAGGCGAUAAGAUCAAGUGGGUUGGUGGCAAUGAGCCAGGCUGCAGCAAUGUCUGGUAUCUGACCAAUCAGAUUGACUCGGUGGUGUAUCGUGUGAACACUAUGAAGGAUAAUGGUAUUUUGGGCAACUAUCACAUCAGGGAGCGCACGAGGGCAAUGGUUGCCUGUUAUCCCGGAUCGGGAACCCAUUACGUCAUGCAUGUUGAUAAUCCCAAAAAGGAUGGUCGCGUAAUAACGGCCAUUUACUACCUUAACAUCAACUGGGAUGCGCGGGAAAGUGGCGGAAUACUGCGAAUUCGACCCACGCCCGGAACGACGGUGGCCGACAUUGAGCCAAAGUUUGAUAGGCUGAUAUUCUUCUGGUCGGACAUCCGGAAUCCACACGAAGUACAGCCCGCACAUCGUACCCGCUAUGCCAUUACCGUCUGGUAUUUUGAUGCCAAGGAGCGCGAAGAGGCUCUUAAUAGGGCCAAGCUGGAGAACAGCAAAACGAACAAUGUGGCUGCUCAAGCUCAGGCCCAGCAGGCUGAACCCGACUCCACCACCACCCCACCCGCCACACCAGCAACACUAGCACUAGCACCAGCACCAACAUCCUCAUCCAGCCUGCCGGCCAGCAUGUCUACAGGAACGGGAGCGUUGAAUGCCAAUGUGGCGAGUAAUUCCUGCGCCGCUAGCAACGAAAUAUGCACGUAACGCCAGCUGGCAGCGCAGCUAUAGGGCAACCAAAAAGUGUAAAUUAUUUCCAACCAAACACACAUGUAUAAAGCUAGUUAAAAACUAUUUAUAGCUCCGGACGGGCGGCAGCCCAAGCCCGAAUGGCGAAAGUGAAUCAAAGCUCCUUUAGUCGUUAAGCCUUCUAGUUUAGUCUCUAAGUCGUAUCCUUAGUUAUUCUCGCAUUAACCAUUAGCUUACUGCCUUGUCAGCGUCCGAGUUGAUUGUUUAUUAAUUAUUAGUUUGUUGCAUCUUUGUCAGGACCUUUUGCCUAGCUCAUCCUUAGUUAUUGGCUGCCAAAGUAUUAUACCUAAAGAGAAGUUAACCAGCUUCAUAAACAUCAGCUACCCUCGCGACGCUCAUUGUAUCCUAUCUCAAAAUUAUUUAACAAGCCAGCAAAUUGCAGGCUUUCACUCAAUCUGUCGACUCUCAUGCAUCUAGCUAGGAACAUUUUUGAUAUCGUUUACAUCUUAUAACAAGCUGAAUUCAAUGUCUGUCAGAAAUCUUUUCUCUUGUUAUCUCUAAAUCAUUGAAUAUGUAUAUUUAUGGCAUAUCUAUAUGUAUAUUUUUAUAUUAAACGAAAGCCUGAGCAAAUGAA